Molecule: messenger RNA, 972 nt
Organism: Syngnathus typhle (broad-nosed pipefish)
Lineage: Eukaryota; Metazoa; Chordata; Actinopteri; Syngnathiformes; Syngnathidae
Product: galactose-specific lectin nattectin-like
Exons: 4
Source: RefSeq, a predicted model, not a curated record
AGUCCUGCAGACUGGACUCAGUUGAACUCUUCGUGUUACAUUUACCAAAACGAAGCAAGGAACUUUGCAGAUGGAGAGGCCGUUUGCAACAUUCUUGGUGGAAAUCUGGUAUCCAUUCAUAAUGACCUGGAAAACACAGUUGUUCAACAACUGAUUGCUGCAGCUAACCUUACUUGGAUUGGACUUCAUGAUUCAAUUGUGGAUGGUGACUACAUUUGGACUGAUGGCACAGUUGAGAAUUUCCGCAACUUUGAGUCAGGGGAGUUCAAUAGCAGUAAUGGUGACUGUGUACUGAUGGAUGAGACUGCUGGACUUUGGACAAGUGCAAACUGUACAGAUCUUCAAACAUAUGUUUGCAUCAAGAAUAUGCAUAGUUUGUUCAUCUAAUCGCUCAUUUUACCAUCGUCUGCCUUCUGUCACAAUGAAUUUCCAUAAUAAUGACUCAAAGAUAGAAACUUAAGUGGUGUCGUUGUAAUUUUAGGUUUACGCUCAAAUCUGCUUUUCUUCUCUAUUCCUUCAAAUGUUACUGAAAACAAUUUUCUAAUGUCAAAGCAUUUCUCUAUUAAAUGAAGGCUUUUUUUCUAGCAUCAAAAUGUAUUUGUCCUUUUUCCAUGCAUUUUUCAAACUGAGUCUAUUGCUUGAAACCUAAAAUUGAAAAAACUUGGGCACUAGCAGUACAGAUGAUGGAUGGAUGGAUGGAUGGAUGGAUGGAUGGAUGGAUGGAUGGAUGGAAUGGAUGGAUGGACGGACGGACAGUUGGAUGGAUGGACGGAUGGAUGGAUGGAUGGAUGGAUUUGUUCAUAAUUUGUAUUUCACAAUUUUAACCAGAGGUGCACAUUCUGUCAGUAUCAACGGAAGGUCAAAGCUCUAGUUUUGCUGGUAAACCGAUGCAGCCAUGUUUGAGUUGGCUUUGCUCUCCAAAACCUGUUUGUCAAUGAAAGAAUCACAAUAAUAAACGAGUUUUUGUUUGGA